AUGAAGAAACCUUCAAUGAUCUCUUUUCUCACCACUCUCCUGUUGGCAGCAAUGAUCUGCACACACGGACAAGAACCGGUGAAGGACUCUGCCGGAAACUCACUUGAAACCGGCCAGCAAUACUUCAUCCAGCCGGUGAGUAACAUAGGAGGGGGUCUUGUCCCAGCCGCCGUUUCAAUAAUUCGCAUUUGUCCACUUGGAAUCGUUCAAGCACUCGAUCCAUCUCGACCGGGCCAACAAGUUAGCUUCGAAUCUCUCUCACCGAACACAGAUAGCAUCGUUACGACAUCCACGGAUGUAACCAUCGAGUUCAAGUCCAACUUCUGGCCGGCUUGCAAAAAGUUAUCCAAGUUCUGGGAAGUCGAUGAAUCCUCCUCAUCGGAGCCUGCGAUUCUCAUCGGUGGCGAGCCGGAGCGACCAAAUAGCCAAUUUAAGAUUGAGAAAGCCGGAGAAGGAGAGGGAGCAGGAGCAAACACUUACAAGUUCACCAGCUUGACCGGAACCGUUGGAGUCAUCCCAGGGUUUUGGGGAAUACAACUCGUUGUCACCAAUGAUACGGCUAAGACCUUACUCGUCGAAUUCAGGAAGGAUAACAAAGCUACUACUUCUACUUCCAUGGUUGAGAAGUUGGGUCUGAGGAUGUUCCCCUCCUACUAG
Messenger RNA from Microthlaspi erraticum, 657 nucleotides. The record is from the annotation of a GenBank genome assembly. NCBI's taxonomy places the organism in Eukaryota, Viridiplantae, Streptophyta, Magnoliopsida, Brassicales, Brassicaceae.